CUUAUUUUCUUCAACUUUUAUUUGUAUUUCCCAUUUUACCUCUCCAUUUUCCAGGUCCUCGCCGAUUAAUUCUUACGUUAGCAACGAUCGAACAGUCCGGCGCCCGCAAUUUUGUCUUUAAGUUUCUUCUAGUUAUGAGAUCAGUUUAAUCACCUUCAGGAGUUAGGUCAUGUUUGUUUCAAUUUAUUGUAACUUGAAGGUUGUUGACAAGAAAAACAAAGGUGUUUCUGGGUGCCCAGAUGAAAAGAACUGAUGUUAUUGAGAGUAGAAGGAGGAGGGUUUUUCAGUUCUUCGGUGUCUGGGUAUAGCAAGGGCUUGACCCUUCUUCUCUUGGGUCAGAAGCUCGAGGACAGUCCCAUGAGAGUUUCGCCGUGGAAUCAUUACCAGUUGGACCAAGAAUCUGACCCCGACCUGAAUCAGCUGGCUUCCAUCAAGAACCGGCUUUCCCGUGGGUGUGCCUCUUUUGUCUGCUUUGGCCGCACUUCCGCUGGCAUUGAUGCCCCAUCGACUUUGAAAGUUGGCCCUGUUCAACUGCAGGAUGUCUUGCCCGAGGCUCUUUUCUUGGAUAAAACUAAUGAUCACACUACUCAACUUGAUGAUGGAAAUGGUAAUGUAAGAGAGAUUGCCCUUAAAAGUAGUUUGAAGAAGCGACCAAUUAACACUCCCGUUCCUCCUGAGGAUGUUAAAGACCGUGAGGCAACAGGGGAAAAGGAUGGUGAUAUUCCUAGUCAUGCAGAACGCAGAAAGGUACGGUGGACGGAUGCUUGUGGUAGUGAGCUAGCUGAAAUCAGGGCAUUUGAGCCCAGUGAAACAGGUGGACCAGACGAUGAAUUUGAUAGCGGAAAUGAAAGAACUCGUUCCUGUACAAUUAUGUAAUUUGGGGUAAUUUCUUGAGCUAAAUGAUGCAUAUCGGGUAAAAGAGCUUAAUCUUGUUAUAUUGGUAACGUUCAAUUGAUUUUUGGGCAAAGAAGAAGCAAAUGUUGUUUUGUUUUCUUGAUUCUACUUGGAAAUGGAAUGCAACCAAUAGAGGGCAACUUUCUUUC
Hibiscus syriacus is the source of this 1043-nucleotide messenger RNA. RefSeq lists its product as uncharacterized. The coding region runs from base 253 to 876 and encodes 207 amino acids. NCBI's taxonomy places the organism in Eukaryota, Viridiplantae, Streptophyta, Magnoliopsida, Malvales, Malvaceae. The record is from RefSeq and is a predicted model, not a curated record. The transcript has 3 exons.